Messenger RNA from Labeo rohita (rohu), 3362 nucleotides. RefSeq names its product YTH N6-methyladenosine RNA binding protein F1 (gene ythdf1). NCBI's taxonomy places the organism in Eukaryota, Metazoa, Chordata, Actinopteri, Cypriniformes, Cyprinidae. Gene Ontology annotation, molecular function: N6-methyladenosine-containing RNA reader activity; mRNA binding. Bases 395 to 2233 code for a protein of 612 amino acids. Gene Ontology annotation, biological process: mRNA destabilization. The record is from RefSeq and is a predicted model, not a curated record. The transcript is spliced from 6 exons. Gene Ontology annotation, cellular component: cytoplasm.
CAUGUGGCGUCAGUCCCUCCGCGCAGAUCCCGGAUGGAGCGGCCAUUGGGCGGAAGUGAACAGAGGUGCACAAUAACUGCGGGCUGGGAGGAGGAAAAAAUAUAUAUACACUUUGAAAUAAAUUUACACUCGGCGUGUGACAGCCUUGGAUUAAACCCCAAAACCGCAGAGCCUCUGAUACUCUCAGAAACAUCCUCAGGCUGGACUUUUAGUGCGCCCGAGAGGACCGGAUCGCCGGAAUCAAGUCGUGGAACUUGCUGAAAAAAGCGCAGUUCAGCCUGCACGGAGCCGAGAGGAACCCACGGGCUUCGGGUUACGCCGAGCACCCUUCGCUGCUGCUUCUUUUUUCUUUGCAAGACUCUUGCUGAAUCUAAAGAGGCCCUCUUGAUGAAUUAUGUCUACCACCAGUAUUGACCCACAGACAUCCAAAGGGCAAGACGCUAAAGUGCAAAAUGGCUCUCUUCAUCAGAAGGAAACGGUCCACGACAAUGACUUUGAACCAUACCUCACUGGCCAGUCUAAUCCGAAUAACAGUUACCAAUCAAUGACCGACCCAUACCUGUCUAGCUACUAUGCCCCCUCGAUCGGGUUCCCGUACCCCCUCAGCGAGGCCCCCUGGUCCACCGGUGGAGACCCGCCGAUCCCGUACCUCACUCCGUACGCCCCCCUCAGCAAUGGAGACCAUCACUUCAUGCAUGACACUGUGUUCGGACAGCCAGGGGGUCUGGGCAGUAGCAUCUAUCCGCACCGCUUUAACUUUUUCCCUGAAAACCCAGCUUUUUCCGCUUGGGGUACGAGCGGCUCCCAGGGCCAGCAGACUCAGAGUUCUGCGUAUGGGGGCAGUUACAGUUACCCGCCCAGUUCUUUAGGUGGCACCCUGGUACCCGACGGGCAAACGGGCUUCCCGAGUGACACCCUGAAUAAGGCGCCAGGUAUGAAUAGCUUAGAGCAGGGCAUGGUGGGGUUGAAGAUCGGCGGCGACGUGACUGGAGGUGGUUCUGGAGUGAAGACGGUGGGUUCGGUGAUCGGUGGAGGUCCGGUGGCGGCGGCCGUGGCCACGGGGAAUGGCGGGACUCCAAUCGGGCUCCCGCCUCCCAAACCCACGUCUUGGGCGGCCAUCGCUAGCAAGCCGGCCAAGCCUCAGCAGCUGAAGGUGAAGAGCAAGGCGGGGAUGCCCAUGGCCGGAGGCACCCUGCCUCCGCCGCCCAUCAAACACAACAUGGACAUUGGCACCUGGGAUAAUAAGGGGCCUGUGACUAAAGUGGCUUCGCCACUGCCGCCCCACCACCAGCAGCAGCCUCCACUCCACUCCCAGGGUCACCUACCGCCUCACCCUCACGGACUCCCGCCCCCACCUCAGCCCCCUAUGCCGUCUGCCCAAUCACUUGCCCAGCAGAUGGCGAUGCAGGGUCCGCCCCCUCCGCAGCCUUACCAGAACCACACCCCUGCGCCUCCCCCUCAAACCCGGUGGGUUGCCCCACGUAACCGCAACCCUGGUUAUGGCGGGGGCGGCAGCGUGGACAGCAGCGGCUCGUCAAGCGGCGGAGGGGUCGGCAACGGCGGCGGUGGCGGACCUCCGGGUUCGGGUGCCAUCGAAUCCCACCCGGUCCUUGAAAAGCUACGUGCGGCGCACAGCUACAAUCCCAAGGACUUUGAUUGGAACCUGAAAAACGGCCGGGUUUUCAUCAUUAAGAGCUACUCUGAGGACGACAUCCACCGCUCCAUCAAGUACUCCAUCUGGUGCAGCACGGAACACGGUAACAAGCGGCUGGAUUCGGCCUUUCGCGCCAUCAAUGGCAAGGGUCCCGUCUAUCUGCUGUUUAGCGUCAACGGCAGCGGACACUUCUGCGGCGUGGCGGAGAUGCGCUCGCCCGUAGACUACGGCACCAGCGCCGGCGUUUGGGCGCAGGACAAGUGGAAGGGCAAAUUCGACGUGGACUGGCUGUUUGUUAAAGACGUGCCCAACAGCCAGCUCAGGCACAUCCGCCUGGAGAACAAUGACAACAAGCCCGUGACCAACUCCCGUGACACGCAGGAGGUGCCUCUGGAGAAGGCCAAGCAGGUGCUGAAGAUCAUCGCCACCUACAAACACACCACCUCCAUCUUCGAUGACUUCUCACACUACGAGAAACGGCAGGAGGAGGAAGAGGUGGUAAGAAAGAACCUAGAGCCUGCUCCUCUCCAGAACCGAUCCCGACUGGAUCAAGAACGCCAGAACCGAAAUAAACAAUAGAAGGCUGCCCCCUACAUAUGAUGAGCAGUUGUUUUAGGACUGACCAUUUGAAAAUGAAAUUUAAAGAGGACACAAGAUGAAAUUUAAAAAAAAAUAAACAAUCAUUUUGUUUUUCUAUUUAAUUCUGGUGACUUCAGCCAGCGUCAGACUCGAGCCUCUGCGCCUCCGGCUUCACCUGUGGCGGCUGAAGUCGAUUAGCACCUCUCAACGUCGCGUCAUCAUUUCUUUUUCUUUUUUUUUUUCUUUCUCUUCUUUUCUAUGGUUUGGUAUUGUUUUCAUACACCUUCCUCCCUCCUUUGACCAACCGAUAUCUGCACAAGUCUUUUAUUUCAUCCUAUAUUUUUGUUUCUUCAGCCCCACUGCUCCUCAUCAUGCCCUUCAGAGUUGGUUAAAUGAGUGGGUAGUGACUUCUGUGAUGUGUGUAUGUGUGUGUAUCAGGGAUGGUGGUGGAGUGUAUGUCAGUCAUGUGAUAUGGCAGAGGUAAGGGAGGGGGGGGGUGUGUUCAGACUCCGCUCUGGUUGGGGGAGGGGCAUCUCCAGCAUCAGUAACUGUAACAGGCCAGUGGUUUUGAACCCAUUUGUGGAGAAUCGUGCAACUGCGUAGAAGGGACAAUGACAUGUGUCUUGACAUGAGAUGAUGUUAUAAAAAAAAAAAACUAUAUUUUUGAAUUAUGUAACACUUGACUUUUUUGUUCAGUGACGAGCCACUUAUGUCACAGGUUUUGUUUUUUCUUUUCUGUUUUUCCUGCUUGGAGCCUUAACAUUUUAAAGCUACGGAAACCGUUUAAUAAUGGCUGUUCUAUACCUCAAUUGAAACAGCGUUAUCAGGGAGACGACAUCCCAUGCAUCCUUAACCAAGGGAAGUCAACAUUGUCACUGGCUGGACUAAAAAAAAAGAACAAAAAAAAGAAAAAAAAGAAACUAAAACUAAUGUUUUUGUUGCGGUUCAGAGCCCAGCGCUCAGACUCUGUUCCCAUACACGCUUAAUGUUUAAGAGCAGAAAUGUAACUACUUACUGUUCCAACCCCGCCCAGCAGAGGUCGCUGUUUCUUUAAGCCAAUCUGAGAGAUGUAGCAAUUCACUGCUUUUUAUUUGAAAUCACCUUAGAUGCAUCACCUCCUUUUUUUUUU